AAGAGACAGGACGCGUCUUGGAUCACAAAUAGGGAUGCAGGGCGCAUGCGCACUGCUCCCCGUUUACUGUAUGAUAUUCGCCGUGGUGGAAAAAAGGGGAGCAGGCAACAAUCGGGAUUUUUUUUUUUUUUUUUUUUUUUAAACCAGCGUGGGGCAAAAAACACGACGAAAUAAUCUCCAGUGGAUGUGAAAACGGACCCUUACCAACAGGUACGGUUUGGAUCGAUCGCCUGUGAUCGCCCUCUUUUAUUUAUUUCUUUUUUCUGCAUUUUUUUUUUUCCCUCCUUGGAAGAUUUUGACAUGAUUCUGGUCUCGUCGACGCUGUUGUAUUUGAUCUAAGCAGUGACAAAACACUGGGAUUGCUUCAUCGUCCGCUACUGCUGCGUUGCUUCAUUUGACAAUCGAAGGAGGCUUUUUUUUUUUUGGGGGGGGGUUUUUUUGUUUUGUUUUGUUUGUUUUUUCAAUAUAAAUAAACCGUGUGAUGAGACAAAGGAACAAAGGAUGCCUUAGAGGAGAGGUUGCCUACAUGCCCGGAAUCCUCCUCAAAGCCCACUGCCGCAGCCAAAUGGAUCUAAUGCCUCCUCCCGCCGCCGCCGCCGCUGCCUCCUCCUCCAGAUCAUGAUACUAGGCUGAAGCUAUCCCCGCUUAUCUUUAUGAUCCCUCCUCCAUCUAUGGCGAACUAUAGCCAUGCAGGGGACCACACCAUCUUGCAGAAUGUCUCUCCUCUCGCCACCUUCCUCAAAUUGACCUCCCUGGGCUUCAUCAUCGGCGUCGGCGUGGUCGGGAACCUCCUGAUCUCCAUCCUGCUGGUCAAAGACAAGAGCCUGCACCGAGCGCCUUACUACUUCCUGCUGGACCUGUGCGCCUCCGACAUCCUGCGCUCGGCCAUCUGCUUCCCCUUCGUUUUCACCUCGGUCAAGAAUGGCUCGGCGUGGAGCUACGGCACGCUGACGUGCAAGGUGAUCGCCUUCCUGGGCGUGCUCUCCUGUUUCCACACGGCGUUCAUGCUCUUCUGCGUGAGCGUCACGCGCUACCUGGCCAUCGCUCACCACCGCUUCUACACCAAAAGGCUGACCUUCUGGACGUGCCUGGCCGUCAUCUGCAUGGUGUGGACGCUGUCGGUGGCCAUGGCGUUCCCGCCCGUGCUCGACGUGGGCACGUACUCGUUCAUCCAGGAGGAGGACCAGUGCACCUUCCAGCACCGCUCCUUCCGGGCCAAUGACUCGCUGGGCUUCAUGCUCCUCCUGGCACUCAUCCUCCUGGCCACGCAGCUGGUUUACCUCAAGCUCAUCUUCUUCGUCCACGACCGGCGAAAAAUGAAGCCGGUCCAGUUCGUGCCCGCCGUCAGCCAGAACUGGACCUUCCACGGGCCCGGGGCCAGCGGGCAGGCGGCCGCCAACUGGCUGGCCGGAUUCGGUCGGGGCCCGACUCCGCCCACUUUGCUGGGCAUCCGGCAGAACAGCAACGCGGCGGGCCGCAGGCGUCUCCUGGUGUUGGACGAGUUCAAAACGGAGAAGAGGAUUAGUAGGAUGUUCUACAUCAUGACCUUUUUCUUCCUGGCGCUCUGGGGGCCUUAUCUGGUGGCCUGCUACUGGCGGGUGUUCGCCAGGGGCACCGUGGUGCCCGCCGGCUACCUGACGGCCGCCGUAUGGAUGAGCUUUGCCCAGGCCGGGGUCAACCCGUUCAUCUGCAUCUUCUCCAACAGGGAGCUGCGGCGCUGCUUCAGCACGACGCUCCUCUACUGCCGAAAAUCCAGGUUACCGAGGGAACCCUACUGCGUUAUAUGAAGGUUUUUACCGCCCCCCCCCCCUCACCUUCACUUUCCCCCCUCGAUUGAUCACAUCAAUCUGGGCUUUUUCCUCAUGUACAGCUCUCUUUCUCUCUCUCUCUCUCUCUGCUAGCUUUCCUUCUUCUCAUCCCUCCUUUCCAAUCACUGUUGGCGAUCGCAUCCGAAAAAAAAGGAGGCCGCAGGAGUACAACAGGGCGGUGUUGAUCGCCCCUUGUUGUUUCGUACCGCGUGGAAGGCCAUGCCCGUGCAGAGAAGCAAAAAUUAAAUAAAAACGACAACGCUUUGGAUUUUUUUCAAGAUGCAUUAUUCUGUGAGGUGUGAAAUACAAGAAAACGAGAAAAAAAGAAUACAACAAAGAAAUGAUACCUCUCAAGGAAUCACUGGAAAUGUUUUGCAUUUUUCAGAGUUGCACUACUAAAAAGAAGAUGUAAAGAUUUUGGUUGCAAAGACAACACUCUUUUCCCCUCCUUUUUCUCCAAACGAAACGAUGAAUGCUUUAAUUGGCAACAGACUACACACACAAAAAUCGCUGUAAGUAAGGCAAACGUGUUGGAAUUACACCAUCACCAGUGUAAUGUAAGUGGUAACUUUUUUUUCAUUUACCAAGGGGUGGGAUGGGGGUCUUAAAAUGGGGGCGGGAGGAUUUUUCUGACGUGUGAUUUUUUGACGUUUCAACUAGAAUGGAUUUCUCGUAGUUUUCUCGAUACGUCCCUUAAUAGUGUCUGCCAUUGUUAUUUUCUUAUCACCUUUUACAGCGGGGAGGGGAAGAAAAUGCUGAUUUUUCUUUGAAAAGAAGCUUUUGGGAACAAACGUGUGCUUAAAAAAAAAAAAAGACAUUUGAAGAUAAAUGUGUCAUCAUAUCCAUGUACCCUCAACACUACCAUAUUGUUACCGAUGCCACUCCGGAUGUUCUUGCCUUAAUGGUUACAAUGCUAUUGUCAUCUUGGUUCAUUCAAUGCACUCCGUGUCCUUCCUUGGAUGCAAGGGUGAAUUUAUUUAUUUUGAAUCACAUGAAGUGCAUGUCGAUUUUUUAAAAAGCUGGUCCACUUUUUUUUUUUUUUUUUUAAUUUGUUUGAUUUUUUUUACUCUGCAACAGUUUUCUGUGCUCAGAGCACAGGCAAUGAGUGUGUGUGUUUGUGUUUGUGUGUGUGAGCACGUGCGUGCGUGUGAGAGUGCAUCAAACAGUCACUUCAAGACCAGAGCCUUAGUAUGAUAUCUUGCACAAUUUGUAAAAAAGUCAAAACAAAACAACACAAAACAAAAAAAAGAAAAAGACAAAAAAAAAGGGGGACAUUUAAGGCACACAGUCUUGUUUCUACUUUCCCUACAUUUGCUCUCGAAUGAUUGUUUUCAAUUAUUUUUUCUCUCUCUUCUCUAUCUCUUGUGGCCAUUUUUUUUGAAAACAAUUACUCUGUUCCUUUUUGUAAAUUAUAGAUGGUGUGUAAGUAUGUGAGUCUUUUAUUUACUUUUUGGAGUCCCGAAUGUGAGUACGGUUUCAGUUAGGAUUGCAUUUUGCUGAAAGUUAACUGUGUAACCUGUUGCUUUUUUUUUUUUUCCAAAAAUAAUAAUAAUAAAAAAAAAGAAAGUUUC
Messenger RNA from Phyllopteryx taeniolatus (common seadragon), 3379 nucleotides. It is a transcript of the gene gpr85, whose product is annotated as G protein-coupled receptor 85. Gene Ontology annotation, cellular component: plasma membrane. Gene Ontology annotation, biological process: G protein-coupled receptor signaling pathway. Lineage: Eukaryota; Metazoa; Chordata; Actinopteri; Syngnathiformes; Syngnathidae. Gene Ontology annotation, molecular function: G protein-coupled receptor activity. The coding region runs from base 654 to 1787 and encodes 377 amino acids. The record is from RefSeq and is a predicted model, not a curated record. The transcript is spliced from 2 exons.